AUGGGGGUCGGAGCCGAAAAAGCCGGAAACCAUAAAGGUUUUCGACGAUGCUCUACACGAUGGAAUAACUUUUAUUUCGAACUUUUUACUCACAGUUCGAAAUGUUCCCUUAAUGAACGUGGUCAUUUUAAAAACGUGGAGCAAGAAUGGUUAAAUGCUAAUGGACAAUUAGCCAAAGAACUUACUAAUGCUAAUGAUUUUGUUCGGGAGCUUGAGUAUAAGAAAUCACAAAUUGAGCAGAAACUCAAAAUUCGAAGCGAUGCAUAUACGCAAAUUGAGAAAUUAAAAGUCGAGAUGAGCCAUGCUUCUGAAUUGUAUAAUAAGCUUCAAGCGAAAUUUGAAGCUGUUCAGGCUGAAAAUGAAAAAUUAGUUUCUGUCAAUGCUGAAUUAAAGAAGGAGGCCACUAAUUUCCAAUCUCAAAACAAAGCUAUGAGUCAAUCAUCUGUUGAAUUGGAUCAAUUCAAGGGUACAAUUGCGGAAUUGAAUACAAAGCUGGAUCAACAACGUUCUCGUAAUCAAGAGUUGAGAGAUGCUAAUUAUAAGCUGAUGGAUACUGUGAAGCUCCUCCAAUCUUCCAAAUCGCUUGUUAAUGGUACGCCUCCCAUUACCAAUGGAAACAUUUCCGGUACUCAUGUCGAACAAGAUUCUGCGGUCGUUGAAAAGCUCGUCUUAGAAAACAAACAAUUCAAGUCAACAUUGGAUUCAUUGAAUAAGCAACUGGAAGAGGUUUCAAAGAUUGCGUUGGAGGUUGAAAUUGAUAGAGAUGCUAAGGUUGCACAAAUCGAGAAAAUGUUAAAUGAAGCAAAAUCGUAG
Molecule: messenger RNA, 813 nt
Organism: Meloidogyne enterolobii
Lineage: Eukaryota; Metazoa; Nematoda; Chromadorea; Rhabditida; Meloidogynidae
Source: the annotation of a GenBank genome assembly